AUGGCAUUUAGAGCACUCUUCCUCGCGUGCAUCCUCCUCCUUGUGUCGGCAUCCGCCUUGGCGCAGCGUGGUCCGCCUGGCGGAGGUCCUCCCGGCGGUCAGGGACGUGGGGGCGCGCGCGGAGGCCCUGGCGCCGGUUCCGGCGGUCCCGGUGGUCCCAGCAGUCCUGGAGGGCCUGGCGGGAAGCCGCCGCACGGGUUUCCGCUGAACCUGACGGCCGUCGGGAAUCUGACGGCCGAUGUUGGCGCGCAAUUGGCCAACUGCUCCGCGGACCAGACGAUCGUUGACGGCCGCUUCCACCUCGCCAUCUUCAAGAACGCCACCGGCAAUUACAACCUCCUCGUCCAGGCGCUCCUGGUCGACGCGGCGGGCAGUCCGCCCGACUCGCUCGCGAUCGUGAAGGGCGCCGUGUGCGACGCCGCCGCGACGGACGUCCUCGCGCUGCCGCUCGCCGCGGCGGACUGGCAGCAGCGCGCGGGGUGGUGGCUGCUGCACGCGGAGGCGCGCCUCGACGCGUUCCUCGAGAACGCGGACGCCGCCACUCUCGACGCGCUGCUCGCGGUGCUCCCCAACGCCUCGCUUCCGCGCACGAGUGGCGGCGGGCGCAACGGCGGAGGCAGCGCGGGGGGCGCGCGGAGCGGACAGGGUGGGAGGCGCAUGGGGCGGGAGCUGCUGAUGCGCGCAGUGGGCCGCGCUGCUAGGCAGGGGGGACAGAAUCAGGGGGGAAAGCAGCAAGGGGGAGCGCAGCAGCCGCCCGCAGGUGGAUUUUCAGGUGGUGAUGGCGGAGUGAACAUCACAGUGAGCGGGUAUGCUGUGCUGGCGGGCAGCAGCGCAGCAGGUGUGACAUGGGGCGGACAGCUCAUGGGGGCCAAAAUGCCCGCUGCUGCUGUUUAA
Closterium sp. NIES-65 is the source of this 894-nucleotide messenger RNA. NCBI's taxonomy places the organism in Eukaryota, Viridiplantae, Streptophyta, Zygnematophyceae, Desmidiales, Closteriaceae. The record is from the annotation of a GenBank genome assembly.